AUGGGUGCUGAUGGGUCAUACAUACCUCCAAUGCUUAUUUUUCCUCGCGUUAGAAGCAAACCAGAGCUUAUAGAUGGUGGCCCACCUGGGAAUAGGGCUGAUAUUCAUCCAAGUGGAUGGAUACAGACGGAUUUGUUCCUUAAAUGGUUUGAUAAAUUUGUAACUUUUUCCAGAGCAUCUAAGACCCAUACGAUUUUACUUUUGCUUGAUGGCUAUUCUACACACACUAAGUCAUUAGAACUUAUAGAUAAAGCUAGAGAUGCUGGUCGCUGGUGUUAUAUUGCUUUGCUUCCAACCUCAUUGCCACACAAACUUCAACCAUUGGAUGUAGCUUUUAUGAAACCUCUAAGCUUGUAUUACAGUGAUGAAGUUAAGAGAUGGCUUAGGGAGCACGCUAAAGAAAACAGAGUUGUCACCCAGUUCCAAAUAGCAUCGCUUCUUGGUAAAGCAUAUUUAAAAGCAUCAUGUAUGACAACAGCCAUCAGUGGCUUUAGGGAAACAGGCAUUUGGCCCGUAGAUGCCAACAUAUUUCAGGAACGUGACUUCCUUGCUAGUGCUGCUACUGACAUUGAUUUAAAUGUUUCAGUAACAGCAAAUCAACCAAAUAUUUCAAAUAGUGUGUCCCCAGUUGAACCAGACGUUUUAAUUCCAAAUAUACAAACAAUAAGUUUGCCCACAGUUCAUCAAGAAAUUAUAAAUCCAAGUGUAGAAACAAAUGAUAACUCUACUCUUUCUUUAACACAACAUGAUUCACCAGGAUGUUCUCAUUGGCCAGCAGGUGCUGAAAAACCAGUUAGAAAAGAAUUUUUUGCUUUAUCUCCUGAAGAAAUUCUACCUAUUCCAAAAAGUAAUAAAACCACUGCACGUAUAUCAAAGAGAAGAGGAAAAACAGCGUUACUCACGGAAUCACUAUACAAAAAUGAGCUUCUAGCUGCCAACAUAUGUUCAACACCCAAAUCAGUAAAACGUUCUUUGUCAUUGGGCCCAAAAACUAAAAACUAA
This is a messenger RNA of Macrosiphum euphorbiae (potato aphid), 1002 nucleotides long. The record is from the annotation of a GenBank genome assembly. NCBI's taxonomy places the organism in Eukaryota, Metazoa, Arthropoda, Insecta, Hemiptera, Aphididae.